GGUAUAAACACCGCGCCGCCUUGCAAAUAGAACCCUGCCGUCGCCGCCGCCGCCGCCGCCGUUCUUCUUCUUCCUCGCUUCGUGUUAGAGUUAGGGUCGUCAGCUUUCUCAGAUCAGAGAUGGCGGUGCCGCUUCUGACGAGGAAGAUCGUGAAGAAGCGGGUCAAGCACUUCAAGAGGGCCCAUAGCGACCGCUACAUCGGCCUCAAGUUGACCACUUAUACCAAACUUUUACCCAGUGGAAUUCGUAGGUGCAACGCCCGCGUGUUUUGGUUGCUCAGUUCAGAUGAUACCAGCUGGCGCAGGCCAAAGGGUAUUGAUUCCUGUGUCAGGAGAAAGUUCAAGGGAUGUACUUUGAUGCCCAACAUUGGCUAUGGUUCUGACAAGAAGACCAGACAUUACCUGCCGAACAAGUUCAAGAAGUUUGUUGUCCACAAUGUCUCCGAGCUGGAGUUGCUUAUGAUGCAUAACAGGACAUACUGUGCUGAGAUCGCCCACAAUAUCUCUACCAAGAAGCGGAAGGACAUCGUGGAGCGUGCUGCGCAGCUGAAUAUUGUUGUCACAAACAAGCUUGCUAGGCUUUGCAGCCAGGAGGAUGAGUGAAAUGUUUUCUUCGCACUCGUGUUAUUGGCCGCUUUGCCUAUUGGCUAUUGGAAACUGUUCGCUCUAGGAGCUUGUCUAGUCAUCUGUUCGUUUUAUGAUAUGAACACGCUGUUAUUAUCAGUAACGAGUGGCAGGCUAAAUUUCUGUUAAUGGUAUCAACCUCAAAAUCAGAAACUUGGCUUUGUCUCUUGAAGACAGCAUGCUGGUCGUCUUGUUACUUUCCCAAGUCCCCUUUUGUUGUUAAAAUGUACUGUAACUGGUUAAUGAUCAAUGUUCGGUACAUGGUCCUGCUUUCCAAA
Molecule: messenger RNA, 901 nt
Organism: Hordeum vulgare subsp. vulgare (domesticated barley)
Lineage: Eukaryota; Viridiplantae; Streptophyta; Magnoliopsida; Poales; Poaceae
Product: 60S ribosomal protein L32-1-like
Exons: 4
Coding region: 120-602 (160 amino acids)
Biological process (GO): translation
Cellular component (GO): ribosome; cytosolic large ribosomal subunit
Molecular function (GO): structural constituent of ribosome
Source: RefSeq, a predicted model, not a curated record